Messenger RNA from Macrobrachium nipponense, 6245 nucleotides. Its product is annotated as muscle M-line assembly protein unc-89-like. The record is from RefSeq and is a predicted model, not a curated record. The transcript is spliced from 4 exons. The coding region runs from base 746 to 4705 and encodes 1319 amino acids. Lineage: Eukaryota; Metazoa; Arthropoda; Malacostraca; Decapoda; Palaemonidae.
AACUGGCAUUCGUCACAUGAGACGUGAACGGGAUAGAAGGAGAAUUAAUGUGUGUUAGUUGUUGGGAGAUGUGUAAACAAUAACUGCUGUAUCUUUCUGAUCAGAGUGAAAUUAUAAUGUUUUGCCUGACUGCAACCAGAUGGCACUAGCAGCGUGCCAGGAGGAAACCUGAUCUCAGUGUUGACUUUUUAUUGUCAGCUGUCACAGUCAGUGAAAAUAGUUCUGCAACGAUAAUAGUGUAAUUAGCGGAGCUCUGCGCACUUAAUUGACUUGCGCUUGUGAAUACGUGCUUAAGUAGCACAUUGCGUCCUCGUUGUCGAUAAGCGACCUUACCAGAGUCGCCCAAAGCGUUGAUGAAGUCAUUUUGACUUGAAGUGAGUGAAAAGUUUGAUAAAUCAUCUGGACUUUUGAAAAUUGAUUCGUACGGGUGAUUUUGUGUUUACCUUCUAAGAGCAAAAUUUUAAGAUCGGAAUUUUAUUUUCUCUACGUCUUAGAGAUUGUUCUUUUGCAGUAGUGAUGAAUAGUUACACAACUAUUUUCUCACUGCAGCGUUGGAAGUAGUUUACGGUCAAUAAUUGUAGUUGGAUAGAAAGUUAAUGCUCGGAAAAAGAAGUAUUUAAAUGGCCGUUCCUUUGAAAGUUAAGGCAACGGACAUUGGAAGGAAAACAGACAUUUGAACAUUCUAGGCCUAUAUUCAGAUGAAAGAGAGAUUCGAGCUGUCAGUCUAGGAAAAUAAACAUCCAAAAUGGCGGCAACUGACACAUCAAGCUCAACUGUCAUCAGUCCCCCGACGUCACCAACAUCCCCCACUCCAUCGCUGGCCUCUCCAACAGGAGACCCCCCCGAACCAGAGGGCAAGGGGAAGCACCUCUUCAAGAGUAACCUCCAAGUGCUUCUCAAGAGGCAGGAAAAUGAAUUGGUCAAAAACUUCGAGUACAAGAAAAAGCUGGAAGAAGGAGAAGAACUGGAGAAAGACAAAGACGGCAUAGAGGGGAAGAGACGCAAGGAGACUGAUAACAGAAAGAGAAAGGACACAUCUGAUAAGUAUGAAAUGGAUAAAGCAGAAGGCGACGACGAAGUGUUUGAAGAACCCGUCGAGAGUAAAGCGAAAACAGAGGGGAAGGAGAAAACGGAAGGGAACGUGAAAAAGGAGAAUCUCAAUCAAGACAAGGGCAAAAAUAAUAAAGAAUUAAAGGGCAAAGAUAAAGGUCCAAAGAGUCCCGCAGCUGUGAAAGGUGGGAAGGGAAAAGAAAAGCCACCCGAGAUGAAAAGAGGCAAAGAAAGUGAAUCCAAAGGGGAGAGGAUCCAAGAGAAAUCAACCCCUGAAAAAGGACGAGAUCAAGAAGCCGCCAGUCCUACUCUUUCCAGAAAAGAGGAAGAGGGCGAUGGAAAAGGAAAGAAGAAACCCGCUGGCGAGACAGAGACAAAGGAGAAAAUCAACAAGGAGGACAGUCUCAAAGAGAAGAAGGAAGACACGCACGACGAAAAAAAGAACGGAAUGUCGAGCGAGAAUACCAAAACAGGAAAACCGAAAGACGACGCGAGACGGGAGAACGAUACCAAAUCUGCUUCUCAACCGGAAACCUCACCGAAGUCACCAAACUUCGGCACGCCCUCCUCCUCCUCCUCCCCCGCCUCCCACGACCCUCGAGAGGAGAAGUCGAAGGAAUGCCCCUCCGUUAAGCAAACCAAGAGGCAGAAACACCAGGGGACGCUGAUGAAGAAAGGAUCGUCACCGUUUUCGCUGUGGAAGAAAUACUACUUCGUGCUGGAUGGCAAACGCCUGAUGUACUAUCGGUCCGACAACGACUACAAGAACCUCGCAGGAGCAAAAGGAUGUCUCGACUUGGCGACCCUGGAGGACGUGAAGAUCAAGAAGCCCGGGAGGAUGAAGUCGCCCUUCCCUUUUGGUCUCUACAGGAAAAAUCAGAGGACUAUUCAUUUGGGAACAGACACGAACGAAGAACGUGAGAAAUGGAUGGCAAUUCUUCUGGGAACCAAGAGGCACGACACGCGCCUGUCAGGAAGUGACAGUGUACUGAGUACUUCCGAUUCUCCCGUCGAAGAGGCGAAAAAUAAGAAGUAUGCAACUAUGCCUGUCGGCAAUGUGCCGCCCAAGGCUGAAGUCUCUUCCAGUGACAGUGAGCCUGAGGACAAGAAGGAUGAGGAAGAAAAACUUGAGGAUAAGAAGGAUAAGGAAGAAAAACUUGAGUUAAUUCAGCCAAAGAAAAUUGGACGGGUUGGAAUUGGCUUACCAGUAGACCUUGGAGCAGUGAAACUGAAGAAAGUAAGUGAAAAGCCUAACACAGCCGAGAAACCAACAGAAUCUGAAAAAGCAGCUGCAGAUAAUGAACUUUUCGGCGUAAAGCUCAAGAAAUUAGCAGCGGAAGGGACUGUGCCAUCAGAUAGUGAUAAAGAAGAAAAAGAGCCUGGGACAGAGAAGCCUUUGCUAAAAAAGAGGCCAAACAAGCAAGCCAUCAUUCCUUUGAAUAAGAGUCCUCGCUUGAUCCACACUGACGUUGAAACAGACCGAAAGUCCCUGAGCAGUAAAACAACCACAACAACAGAGCGCAAAAGGUCACCUUCACCCUGCAUUCCACUGUCGAAAGGUGUACAUGCUGUCCUUUCUAAGUCUAAUGAAGAAACAGAGACAGAAAGCAGCAAUGAUCUGACUGUUCGUACUGCCGUGUGCAGAGAGAUUCGGUACAGUGAAGCUGCACUGAGUCUAGAGGAUGAGGUUUCUGUUGAAUAUUUGCAAGCUGAUGACAAACCAAGAGAGUCAUCAGAAAACUUGGAAGUUCCUGAAAGAGGAAGUAAAGAAUUACCAGGGAAUGGAGAAGAUAAAGAAUUUGGAGAGAUUCCUCAAGUAUCAGUUACAGUGAAAGAAAAUCCUGAGGAAGCUGAAUAUGAGGAGUUUGAUGAAGAAUUUUUGAGGACUAUGGAAGAAAACAAAACAGCUGAGUUAUCUCAGCGUUUAAGCGAUAGAUUUAAUGAUGAAAAUCUCCCAGGAACUGAAAAUUCUAAUGCCAAUGCCGGGAACGACAUUUCCGAAAGCAGUGAAGAAGAACAGGGCACUGUAGGUAACAGCAAGCCCAUUCGAAGCUCUUGUUUAACAAAUGAUAAUCAAGAAACUAACAAGGAAGAGGUAGAUGAGGAGUUUUCAAGGAAAGUAUCAUUUGCUCAUAUACCAUCAGAAAAAGGCGGGAAACAAUCACCCAGUGAAGUACUAUCAAGUUCCCCAGGAAGAGCAACUCCACAGAGUCCAUUUCGAAGGCGAACUGGUACAAAUGAGAGUUCAAACUCUUCUUGUAAGAGUGAUUCUGAAAAUUCUGAUAAAAAGAUUGGCAGGUUCAAAUUGUUCCAGAUCAAGCAGUCUUGUAGUAGUGAUGAUGAGAAAGAAAAGGAUGAAAAGAAAGACAGCAAACGAAGAAAGAAGAGUUCAUUUUCAAAGUUUCUUCCAGGUAUUAAAAACAAAGUGAGAAAAGCCAAAGAUGGAGAUGAAAGCUUAGAAAAUCCUCCUGUUGUAAGUAAUUCAUCUGAGAAAGGAAGUGUUGAAUCUGACAAAGAGCCACAGCCAAUGCCGAAUGACAAUGUUUCCUCUGAAAAGGCCCAGAAUUUGGUUGAUUAUAAAGUCCAAGGGGUUCCAGAACUGAACAUUCCUCAAAUAUCCUUGCAUCUUGAAGAUUCAGGCACAGAGCGUGCAAAUAAAGUAGAACUUCGGCCCCGACAGCACUCUGUCAAAGAUGAGGCUCGCAGUAGUACUUACAGCCGCUCAUCAAUCACUUCUCCCGAAUUAGACCCACCACCACUGGUGCCUGAGAAGAAGGGUAUGCGAGCAACGUCUCCUGGUCAUGAUGUCCCACAAAACAAUCGGCCUGUAACAGUACAGGGAUAUGAAGAAACAGAAAUGGCAGAAAGAAAAGAUGAGACCAAAGUCGAUGGAGUAAUAUCAGUGGACCAAAUAGAUGCAAUACUGUCUGCCAAAGACAAAGAAAAGAAACGAAAAUCAGGCUGCUUUGACUCAGGUGGAUUUUCUGGUCCAGUUGAACGCUCUCAAAAUUUAAAUGAAAAGGCAGAAGGGUCAUAUGACAGAAUGGCAUCUGUAGUUUCUAUCACCAGCACAGAGAGUGAUGAACCACUACCCAAAUUUAAUUUCCUGAGCUGUACUAGUAAUCGUAGCAGUUCCGAAAGCUCAAAAAACCGAGAUAAAAAUUACGACUCCGAUGUUUCUAGUGAUGCACAAACUGAUACUUCAAGAACUAAUCAAGAUUCUGUUGAUCAAGAUAUUUCUGCAACUCUGAGCUAUUUAAGUCGCUUAACGGAAUCCAUGCAUAGUGGCACAAGAGGCAGCCUGAACAUCCCUCAAUUCACUGUCGAGGAGGAAGAGGGAACAGGAACUUCCGAUCAAGUCUCAGCAGGAGACAGUUCUGAAGAGACACCUGUUAAGGAAGAGGAUGAACAAAACGAUUAUUUUCCAGUCAUAGGGGGAGGCGUUAACCUCCGGCAUCCGUCCUCCUCUUCCAGAGGUUCCCAGUUCUCUGACGCUGGCUUGCGCACUUCGGGAAUUAAUGGUCUCAAGGCCUUUUUGGAAGAGAAUCAGCCAGAGGAUUCCUCCUCUAGAUCAGGAAUAAGUCGCUUAGGUCACAGCGCUGCCGUCGAGAAGCUAAGAAGAGUGUCAAGUGAGGAUACGGAUAAUCAGGAUUAAUGCUGACUGGGAUUUCUCGUCACAAGUUGGAGUUCUGUGAUUAUUAUGGAUCCGAGAUUUCAAAUUGGUAAUCGGAGAUCUCCAACGAUUCAAAGUUGCAAAAAUCUGAAGUAAAAGUCAUAGAUGGCGUCCAGUGCAUAAACUUAAGAAUUUUCAGUAAAAAUCAAAGACCUCCAUUGAAUGAAAAACAAGAAAUGAAGAAUAAUAGGCAGAAAGAUCUGGUGCAACCAUCCCUAUCCGACAACAGACAUUCAUUUUUCAACAAUGAAAAUUCUGUUGCGUCGCGAUAAAAUUUCCGUCUCUGUAAUUAAUUGUGAUUCAUUUCUACCUAACAUAUUCAUACGUAUAUCAGUCAGAGCCAAGUGACAAGUAAGCGCAUCCUUAUAGCUUUCAAUCUGUGCCAGCGAUGGUUAAUCUGAUUUCCAGAACUGUUUUGAAUUUUCUCUUAAGAAUCUCAGAUGCUCUUGUAAAUGAUCAGCUCUUAAGAUGUGAUAUCAAGUAUUCUAAAAUUUUUCGUAAAAUACGACAGAAGACGCCUCUGUAGAAGCAGAUGUCUGAAAUAUCAGUUCUUCAGAAACGAUAUAAGACUGUUGAUAUAUAUACUCAAAUAUUCGGAAAUGAUAUCGGCUGUUUUAUUGUGAUUUACAGCAAAGUGAGCAUUUGGGUAAACUGCUUUUUUUUUCUGCAAAGGUGAUGAUAUAUUUUUUGUGAAUUCUAAGCUAUUCGGAAAUUACAUUGGAAGUUUUAUUGUGAAUUACAGCAAAGUAAGCAUUUGGGCAAACUGCUUUUUUUUCUGCAAAGGUGACAUUUUUUGUGUGAAUUCUAAGCUUUUCAGAAAAUGCGUCCGAAUAUUCCUUGCAAAUUUUCGUCCAUCGCUCAGAAAAGAGAUUGGAAGUUUUCUUGCUGAGUCAGUUUUUCAGAAUUGAUGUAGCAGCCACAGGUGGUGCUAAAUGAAUUCAGCUGUUGGGUUUAGGUAAUUGUGUUGAAAGGAAGGCCUAGUUAUUGCUCUGUAGAGGCUAGUGAAGUUAUGGAUAGUAAGAAGCAAGCAGAGGGCUGUCAGAGUAAUGUUUUGAAGCUUUGGUGCAAAACUCAAUAAAAGUGAAAGGGUAAAGGUCCAAGUACCCACAAGAGAGACUCGACUACUACUUGCUUCUGCUGAUUUUUGAAAUACUGUACUGCAAGAGAUGCUUCGAGACUAUGCUAUGUCUGCUAUAUCAUUUUGGAAUGUCCGUUAAGUGCCUUUGCAAUCAUCAUAUAAGUAUGCUUCAAGUUUGUUGAAAUUGUGACGUCAGUAACUCAUGGCAAUACAUUAAGUAGGUUUAUUGUCUGACUGAAUCUCUUACGUGAUAGAAAUGGCCAAGGAAAAUCUCAUGGAAGUGUAAUUCAGGAGUUCCUCAUAUAUAUACUAUAUAUGUGUUUAUAUAAACGUGUAGAUACAUACUCAGUGAUUCGUUAUACAUUUCCAAUAUUAAUAAGUUACACUUACCACGUGGAUUAUUGCAUAUGAACGUGUCAAAGGCCAAUAAAGAAAGAAAAUGAA